AUGGCGACGAUAUUCCAGAGCUUCCGAAGCUCGACCCUGUCGAAGCGUCUGCUCAUCUACGCUCUGCGGCGUCUGGAGCUCCUGGACGAGGAGACGCUGGACAUGGAAAACCUGCAGUUCGCCCUCGGCAGAACCACCACGGCCGAGUUCAAGGAUGUCGGAGUGCGCCUCAAGAAACUCGAGCGACUCCUGCAACUCCCCACCUCGUUCCAGAUUCAAAAAGCAAAAGUGCUAAAGCUCAACGUCACGGUCCCCGUCGAUUUCUACACGAGCCCUAUCAUUAUUGAGAUUGAUGGCGUCGACGUGCGUCUAAAGGUGUCCACCGCCGGCGAAGACAACAAGAGCAAGGCGGCCGCCACCGCCGCCGCAACAUCAAAUGAAGACGAGUCCAAGGGACUGCCGAACACCAUCAACCUCGCCGAGUCGUUCCUCAACGAGGAUGCUGCUUUGAAAGAUACCAAACUGGCCGACGAGAAGAGGAGGUUGGAGGAUGCCUUGGCCGCCGAAACGCAGGACCUCGGCGGUUCGACCUUGAGCGAGAGCUCCACGAGCGACGACGGGAGUCAGUUCGGCACAGGCCAGGCGCUGUCGCUCCCAGGGUUUCUGGCCGGCUUCCUCCAGGGCAUCGUCGAUCGUAUCCAGGUCCGUAUCCGGGGGGUCACCUUCCAGCUGGAUGUCGAGGUCCCUGUCGAGCCCAACUCGACAACGCCUGAGCUGGUCACUUUCCAGCUCGCCCUCGAUCGCAUAGAUGUCGAAGGCGUCACUGCGGAGGCGCACGACGACGAGGGCGCGCCGACGAUAGUGCCAAAGGACGGUAAACGUCACAUUGCCUUGUGCAAGAUCCGGGCCUACCUGAUAUCAGAGGCGAACGUUUUUUCCCAGUUUGCGCGCUCUUCUUCCGUCUCGUCACCCGCCGUCUCGCAGUCUCCGUCGUUCAGCGAGCGCGCUUCCGCAUCCAGACACAGCUCCUUCCGACCGACUAUGCAGGACAGUUAUCUUUCCGAUUCAGCGGACCUCUCCGAAGUUGACGAUGCGCUCCUGCAGGACAGCGAAGAUGCGUUUAACAUACCGUACGACUUUUCUAGCCAGACGGAGGAACCUGUCGAGGAGGAGGAAGCGAAUACACCCAGGGCCUCGAUAUACCAGGACUUUUCUCCUCGAGGCCAUUUUCCAAUGUCCCAGUCCACCGUCGUGGGAGAUGAUGACCGUGCUGCGCCGUGGGCGAGCUUCCAGCGGGAGGCGAGAUCAGAGCCCUCGCUCCAGCCCAUUGAGGGCAUGCAGACAGCCGAUCUGCUGGACUUUGGAACACCCGAAGCAUCGCAGCACUCAAGCGCGACAGGCCACAGCUCGAGUCCUGGGGCAGGCGAGGAUUUGGCGCAGUCGCACCUGUUCACCCACGAGGAGGCCGAGAGCAUGUAUAUGAGUGCCUUUUCUCAAGCCGAGCCACAGCCAGAAGGACCAAGGAUGCCAGGCGGCUGGGAUGCGGAUCCGAGCCCGGAAGCCUCACCUCAAGUCAAGAAGGCGAGUCCAGUGCCGCGCAAACCGUCACCACCCGCGUUCGAGGCAGCUCCAGAUAUCCCCGAGUCAGCGACCCCCAAGUAUCACGAUGCACCUGCAUCUCCGCGGCCAAAGACACCGCCAUCGAAAAUCGAGUCUUCCGAGCCCAGCUUUGAAGAUGCGCGGGAGCCAAAGCAGUCUCCUCCACGGAUCCCCGAAGAAGACGAACCAAGGGAUCAUCUGGCAGAUACACCCGCGCAGGCGGACGAUGUGGCGACCCCGAGAGGACCUACCAGAUUGGUGAAGGAGCUUGUGUCUCUCCAGAACAUAUCGCUAUACGUCCCAUCACUACACCAGCACCAGCAUGUACAUGCGCCACUUGAUGCACAAGCCUCUGUUCUGAGCCACAAUGCGGCGUCAACCGGUCUUGCCAGAUCAGUUGCGCCUCAAGUCCCGGGAGCCUUCUCAGUGUACUCUACGUCACCAGGAAUGAGGUCAAGCUUCGUGCCGAGGUCGCCGGGACUCGCUAUGACCGAGCCAGACAGUGAUGGGCCUCUGGAGGUACAAAUCUCCCCUCUGGAGAUCCGUUUCGAUGCCUCGCUGGCGUACCUCCUUGCCGUCGUCGUUGGCAAGUUGCUCGAUGCGUUGAAGGGCAAUGCCGGCUCUACUCCUACCCCGAAGACGACUGGGACUGCAAAGGGACAGCAGGAGUCCACAAUACCUGACAUCAAAGUCGUAUUCGAGAAGAUCUCGCUCCAUUUUCUCCACCAACUUGGCGGUGUUGCCGACACUGCGGAAAGAAUUCUGGGUUCUCCGAGAUUGCAGCUACAGCCAGAGAUUCUUCUCCGCACCGAUCUCGACAACCUGAGCGUGUCGCUCAAGAACUCCAAGAAAUCCAUCGAAACGACAGUGGACCUUGAAAAGUUCCGCUUUGGCUAUGCGAAAGAUGACAUCAUCUCGUUUGACCAAAGCCUCCAGAUGCGUGCUUCUGUCAUGGACAAAUUCCCUUCGGCCGGCUCAGAUAUAUCUGUCAAGGUGAUAAAGCUAUCUGACUCGAUUCGUACAGAAGUCACAACCUUGCCAUUGCUGGUGCAACUCGAUCUACAAAGACUAGAUGAGACAUUCAGUUGGUUUGGUGGCCUGAGUAGUUUCCUGAACAUGAGCUCUUCCAUGUCAUCAAGCGCCUCCCCAUCCGUCAGGUCGCCAGUGCCGCCGCCUCCAAAGCCCCGUGGAGUUCGCUUCGACGCGCCGAUCAACCCAGAUGACAAGUCAGCAUCGGCCGAAAACAAGAUUGACAUGCGGAUUGGAGGCUUCAAUCUCGAACUAAAGGGCAAGGAGUGCAGCGUUGGCUUGGAGACCAGUGCCGUUAAGAUGGUGAGCCGAGAACUGGGCAUCGGCUUUGCGAUCAGCAAAGUUCGACUCGCUGGACCUUACAUGAGAUACUCUCGAGGCGAACCGCCUAUUUCGGCGGAUAUUGGAGGUGUGCGCUUCGAGUACCUCGCAACGCCAAAGGACAAGGAUCUCGAAAGGCUUCUCGAGCUCAUCAUCCCUUCCAAGGCCAAAUUUGACCAGGGCGACGAUGAAAUCAUGGUGGACACGCUUCUACGGCAACGGCGCAAGGGCGGCGUCCUGCGAGUCACAUUUGAUCAGUUCAGCGUCAGGGUCGACCGGAUGGAUCAACUGAACUGCCUUCCCGUCCUGGGAGAUGAGGUGGCGCGACUCGCAACCGUUGCUAAGUAUCUUCCGGAAGACGACCGCCCUGGCAUCCUCCUUUUAGCCGAAGUCAAGGAGCUGGCUGCGGUUGUCGAUUUUGGCGGAAAGCUCGGCGUGCUGAACGCGAACCUCCGAAACUUCGAGGUCGCUCAGAUUACGGUGCCGUCGCUGGUGGCAUUCGGCGUGCAUGCUAUCUCUGUGAAUCGAAACCACCGAGAGGACCUCGUGAGUUCAUCGACGACAUUGCCGCCCGGAACGCUCACCCAAGGGCCCGUGCUCAUGGUACGCAUGAUUGGAGAUGAGAUGGAGCCGGUGAUUAAAAUCAAGAUGCGCGAUGUGACGAUUGAUUACCGUGUGCCGACGAUCAUGGACGUCCUUGGGCUUGCAGACGAUGCUACGCCUCAAGACUUCGAAGCCAGCCUCGCCGCUUCUGUGGCCAAUUUCGGCGAGCAAGCACACACUGCUCUGGCCGGCAAGAAGUCUCAGACCACGACUCGGCUGCCAGAUCCUGCUCGACCUAACAGUAAGCCUAUGACGGUCGACCUGGUUCUUCGCGAUUGCUUAAUCGGCCUAAACCCCCUGAACCUGCCCUCGAAACUUCUCAUCGCCCUGACUGAUGCCCGGUUCCAAGUGGUGCUCCCUAAGGACGUGGAUACCACGGCAAGUCUGGACUUAAACAAGGCCUCGAUCUUGCUCAUCGACGAUGUGGCUAACGUAGGUGCGAGCUCAACUGUCAACCGUCGGCAGUCGGCCGACAUGUCGUCCCAGCAGGUAUCUCGACUGGUUUCGCAAGGGUUCGUAAGCAUCUGCUAUAUAUCGUCGGCCAAAGCGGUCGUGAAGGUGUCGGAAACCCCGGAAGACGGUGAAAAGCAUGUCGACAUCGAGCUCCGUGAUGACCUGCUUGUGCUGGAGACAUGCGCCGACUCGACGCAGACGCUCAUUACCCUGGCCAAUGCAUUAACGCCGCCCACGCCGCCCAGCAAGGAGAACAAGUAUCGAACCUCGGUUGUUCCCGUGCAGGAUCUGUUGGCUUCGAUCUCAGAGGAGGCGUUCGGCAAGGCGGAAGGGGAUUACGACUUUGACAAGGACUUCGAGCUUGCCCAAGAGCUGGGCGGCAGCGACGAGUACGAUGUGGCGAGCGACAGCAGCCCGUUGCAAAUCGAUUCGCGCUACUACGGGGAUGCCGGCGGCCCCUCGGAGCCGCUCUUUGACGCAGAGGGCUCAAUCACGUCGAAUGCCACAACCACUCAAGACACCCACGACGGAGUGCUGCUGACCAGCUUCAACGCGAGCGCAUCUCACCAUUCCGAUGACAGCAGCGACCUUGUGAUCCACGAGCACUUCUUCGACAAGGGACCCGAGACCGACGGUAGAGCCCAGGUCUGGAACUCGUCCAAGAACAGCUACGACAGAGCGCCGAAGGAGCUCGUCAGGAGGAGCCCGCUUCGAGUCUCGGUUCGCGACGUGCACGUCAUCUGGAAUCUUUUUGACGGCUACGACUGGGAGCGCACCCGGGACGUGAUCUCGAAGGCCGUGCAGGACGUGGAGAACAAGGCGUAUGAGCGCCGCCGGCGAUCGGAUCGCGCCGUGUUCGAAGACGACGCCGAAGAGGAUGAGACUGUCAUUGGCGACUUCUUGUUCAAUUCGAUCUACAUUGGCAUCUCAACCAAGCAAGAUCCCCGAGAGCUUGCGCAAAUGGUUAACCAAGAGUUGAACGACAAUGCGACCGAGACCGAGUCUCUUGCGACCACGGCUUUCACCACGACAACGAGCCGAGCGGGCGGUUCCAGGCCCAAGAAGAGACUGAGACUGAAUCGAAGCAAGCACCACAAAAUCACGUUUGAGCUGCAGGGAGUCAACGUCGAUCUGAUUGCCUUCCCUCCUGAGUCUGGCGAGACGCAGAGUUCCAUCGAUGUUCGAAUUCAGACCCUGGACGUCUUUGACCACGUCCCGACGUCGACAUGGAAGAAGUUUGCCACGUACGACCAAGACGCCGGCGAGCGGGAGAUGGGCACCAGCAUGGUCCACCUGGAACUGCUCAACGUGAAGCCCCAGCUGGACCUGGCGGCCUCGGAGAUGGUGUUGAGAGUCACGGUGCUGCCUCUUCGACUCCACGUCGACCAGGACGCCCUCGACUUUAUCACACGAUUCUUCGAGUUCAAGGACGACAGUGCUCCUGUUCAUAGUUCUACCAGCGACGUGCCGUUCCUCCAGCGUGUCGAGGUCCACGACAUCCCCGUCAAGCUGGACUUCAAGCCCAAACGGGUUGACUAUGCAGGGCUGAAGUCGGGGCGGACCACGGAGUUUAUGAACUUCAUCAUCCUAGACGAAGCGCGCAUGACGUUGCGGCAUACCAUUAUCUAUGGCGUCUCGGGCUUUGACAGAAUGGGCAAGAUUCUCAACGACAUCUGGAUGCCGGACGUCAAGGGCACCCAGCUGGCCGGUGUCCUGGCCGGUCUCGCGCCGGUCCGCGGCAUUGUCAACAUCGGUAGCGGUUUCAAGGAGCUCAUUGAGGUGCCCAUGAGGGAGUACAAGAAGGAUGGCCGCAUCGUGCGCAGCAUCGGCAAGGGCGCGGCGGCCUUUGCUCGCACUACCGGCACGGAGAUGGUCAAGUUCGGAGCCAAACUGGCCAUCGGAACCCAGUAUGCGCUUCAGGGGGCCGAGGGUCUUUUGAACAAGCCGCAGGCCGACAACACCUGGGAGGAGGCCGAUCUCGAUCCAGAGGAGAAGAAGCAGAUCUCGCUGUACGCGGAGCAGCCGACGGGGGUGAUCCAGGGGCUGCGCGGCGGUUACUCGAGCCUGACGAGAGACCUGAACAUGGCCCGCGAUGCCAUCAUUGCGGUCCCGGGUGAGGUCAUGGACAGCCAGAGCGCGCAGGGGCUCGCAAAGGCAGUAUGGAAGCGGGCACCGACCAUCAUCUUCCGACCAGCCAUUGGGGCUACCAAGGUGAUUGGACAGACGUUGAUGGGCGCGACGAACAGCCUGGAUCCUCAGAACAGGCGUAGAGCUGAAGAAGUGAGUGACAAACGCAUCAACCCUCCCCUCAACGAGAUGAAGAGUGACUGA
This is a messenger RNA of Colletotrichum higginsianum IMI 349063, 6276 nucleotides long. RefSeq names its product ATG C terminal domain-containing protein. The coding region runs from base 1 to 6276 and encodes 2091 amino acids. The record is from RefSeq and is a predicted model, not a curated record. Gene Ontology annotation, biological process: piecemeal microautophagy of the nucleus; autophagy of mitochondrion; reticulophagy. Lineage: Eukaryota; Fungi; Ascomycota; Sordariomycetes; Glomerellales; Glomerellaceae. Gene Ontology annotation, molecular function: phosphatidylinositol-3-phosphate binding. Gene Ontology annotation, cellular component: extrinsic component of membrane; phagophore assembly site. The transcript is spliced from 2 exons.